AUGGCUCAACAUAUCAUGACGGGGCCGUUUUGCCCACCAGCGCCCAAUGACAAAAUCACGAUCCCAGAACUAAUGACGAAGUACAACCCCGAUUCCGUUCCUGCAGACAAGGUGGUGCACAUCGAUACGAUAGCCAACAAGAGUCUCACGUAUGGCGGCCUUCGAGAACAAGCUGCCAGGUGUGCGUGGGGACUGCAGUACAGAUUGGGCAUGAAGGAACAGGAUAGACUGCUGGUCAUUCUUCCCAACUCGACCGACUUUGUCAUCCUCGCACAUGCGACAUUGUGGCUGGGAGCAGUAUUCUCGCCCCUUAACCCGUCAUCAUUGGCCAAAGACAUUGCCCAUGCUCUGGAGCUUGUCCAGCCCAGUCAUAUUGCCAUUGAUCCUUCCAAGCUUGAAGCUGUCAAUGCUGCGUUUCAACAGUUCAGUUGGGAGGAAAGUGCACGCCCGCUGGUGUUUACCGUGCUAAAAAGAUCUGGUAGUCUCAAGCUGUUUCCCGACGACGUCGCGGGCCAGACCCCCGACCAGUCGCUUCCAAUCUUCGACCUUGGAGGGAGGAGUACCAAAGACGUGACUGGAAUGAUUGUGUUUUCGUCUGGGACGACCGGAAAAAUCAAAGGUGUUCAGCUGUCCCAUUACAAUCUGGUCUCCAAUAUUGUCCAGACACGCAUCUCAAUGCCGUGGAUGAUGAAUCACGCCUCACGCGAAGUCUUCUUUCCCCCAUACUGCCAUGUCUACGGCCUCGGUGUUGUCGUGUUCUGCGGCAUGUGGGUAGGCUCGUUCACCUGUGGGAUUCCGGCCUUCGACCUGGACUUGUUCUGCCGGAAGAUGGAAGAGCAUCAAGCGACAUGGGCGCACAUAGUCCCGCCUGUUGCCAUCCAACUAGCGAGCUCAGAUGUUGCAGCAAAGUACCAGUUGUCGUCGAUGAAGAUCAUCCUGAUCUCGGCAGCUCCGACUAAACGAGAUCUCCAGAUGAAACUCAAAGCAAGGUUUGGAGGGGAUGUCAAGAUUGUGCAGGGGUAUGGAAUGUCGGAAUGUUCACCAACAGUGCUUCUGCAGAGCCCCCUUGAUGACGAGAACAACAUUGGGACUGCAGGAAAGCCGGUUGCCGGGACGGAGCUUCGACUUGUCGACCCAGUAACAUUGAAGGACGUUACCCCAGGCGAAGAAGGCGAACUUUGGGUCAGAGGUCCUCAGACAAUGAUGGGAUAUUAUAGAAACGAACAAGCCACACGAGAGACUUAUGUCGGUGACUGGCUGCGGACCGGCGACAUCAUGCGGGUGGAUGAGAACGGCAACUUCUGGGUCACAGAUCGUCUCAAAGAGCUGAUAAAAUAUAAGGGUUUCCAAGUGCCACCCUCGGAACUCGAAGACCUGCUCUUGAAACACCCCUCGGUGGUGGACGCUGCCGUGACUUCGAUCUACUCGGACGAGCAAGCCACCGAGCUCCCUAUUGCAUACGUGACACUUCCUGCGAAAACACCGCCGUCCCAAAAACAGAGUCUGCUUGCUGAAAUCCGGACCUGGGCUGACGGGCAGGUGGCAGGGUACAAGAAGCUGCGCGGUGGAGUGUUCGAAUUGAACCCUCUGCCCAAGACACCGUCGGGUAAGAUUCUGAGAAGAGAGCUGCCGUGUAAAAAGGCACAAUCGGAGGGACGAGCAGCGAAGAUAUGA
Messenger RNA from Fonsecaea erecta, 1674 nucleotides. RefSeq lists its product as hypothetical. NCBI's taxonomy places the organism in Eukaryota, Fungi, Ascomycota, Eurotiomycetes, Chaetothyriales, Herpotrichiellaceae. Gene Ontology annotation, biological process: secondary metabolic process. The transcript is spliced from 10 exons. Gene Ontology annotation, molecular function: CoA-ligase activity. Bases 1 to 1674 code for a protein of 557 amino acids. The record is from RefSeq and is a predicted model, not a curated record.